AUUUGCAACACACUGUACAACAACGCGAGAAAAAACCAACCAACUGUUCACCAAUUCCCUUAUUUGUUACUACUUCCGAACAUGCCCACACCACUCACAGACACACGCACCGAUGUUUUGGAUUUUUUCUCACACUCCGGAAAUUUCCGAUUCUCAACUUCUCUCGAGAACGACACAUUAACAUUUUCAUUUGUACCAAUGUUCACUUUAUCCAACACUUCGUCACCAAGCUACUCUGGCUAUUCCCCUCGUUCUCCAUAUUCUCCUCUCCAGCAGGAAAGUCUUGCUGGACAGGACACCAUCACUGUGCCAGGACCAUCUCUUGUUUCUGUUGCCAACUCUGGCGCUGUUUUUGAGCGUGGGAACGAAACGUGUCCUGACGACGACAACAACAACGACAACGACGAGCGCGGGAAUUUUUGCGCAGGUACCUUGGGUGAGCGUUCAUCGUCGUUUCACUCAUUUAAUAAUAUCACUCAAACUCCACGCCGGCACAUGUUUUACUCACUCGUCCUAUACUCGACGACGUCACUCCACCUCCAUAUACUACUCCCAUUACCCCUGUAAAUACUAUUUCUAGUGACGAUGACGUACCUGCACUUAUCAAUUCGAAACCCACGUUUUCCAAUACACCUUUGCUUUCUCCUUCCCUUGCAGCACCUGCUGCUUUGCUUGAAGGAAUUUCGCCACUCCAUGCACAUCAAUAUCUCGAAACC
Suillus clintonianus is the source of this 716-nucleotide messenger RNA. RefSeq lists its product as uncharacterized. The transcript has 2 exons. The record is from RefSeq and is a predicted model, not a curated record. The annotation marks the transcript as partial. Lineage: Eukaryota; Fungi; Basidiomycota; Agaricomycetes; Boletales; Suillaceae.